Messenger RNA from Theobroma cacao (cacao), 2944 nucleotides. NCBI's taxonomy places the organism in Eukaryota, Viridiplantae, Streptophyta, Magnoliopsida, Malvales, Malvaceae. The record is from RefSeq and is a predicted model, not a curated record.
CUUGUUCUUCAAAGCAGCUAAAACCCCGGCUACAGCCCCUAAUUGCCAAUACAAGCAUUUUCCGGUUCGCUGGUCUUAAUCAAUUGGCAUCAAAUUCUGUUCUUUUUUCUGUUAAAUUUCUUCACUGAUUACGGCUAUGACAAAGAUCGUUUCUUUUUGAAUGGCGAAUUUUCUUUCAUUUUCUUGGUGUUUUCUGUAUAAAUUCAAAGUUCAAAUUUUAUUGCUUUUGCAUGCCAAUGAUGUUUUGGGUAUCUUCAUGUUAAAACAAGCCUGAAUUAUCGAUGAUAACUCCAUUUCUGAGAUAUGCAAAUGCUUGAAUUCGGUUAAUUCGGUUGAUCGAUCAAGUCGGUUCUUCAGUGUUCGUUCGGUUAAUUCAUUGCUUGGUUAAAGUUGAUCGGAAAAAUUUCUCGGUUAUUGAUGAUAACUCCAUUUCUGAGAGAACCGAAUGUUUGAAUUCGGUUCAUUCGGUUCGUUCGGUUCUUUGGUGCUUGGUCGGUUAAAGUGAUCGGAAAUCGGUUAACCGAUUUAUGGUGUAUAUACAAGCACGUUAUAACCUUAAGUUACCGCCGCUUUAGACUCUAGGGUUCUCAAAACUAGAAAGACUCUUUCUAACUCUCUCUUCUCCCACCACUCCGCUUUGCAGUUGCUGCCGCCGGCGCCCCGACCCACUUUGCUUGGCUCUUGUCUUUCCAUUGGUGUUGUCCAAGAUGUCCUACGAAAUGGAAGACACAGAUGAUGAAUCCACUGAGCCCACAACUCAAUAUGAAGGUAAUGCAAAUAAAGCAACCAGUCGACCUGUUAGCUGUGGAAUCAAGAGAAAGUCAACUAAGCCAAGGUCAAAAACAAGGGGUCACUCCGCCAAAUUCGUGAAUGAGGACGGUGAGCCAUGCAAUCAUUGUGAUAGUGAGUUUCAUGCUGAUCAUAAAAGAGUUUGGAGAAAGAUUUCUCAUACUGAUGACGAAGCAGAUUCUGAUUUAGAAGGCAGUUGGAAAUUUGAUCAGGAGGCCAUUCAGAGGUCUUUGGCUGAAAUGAUCAUUUUAGAUGAGUUGCCCUUUAAGUUUGUGGAAAGCACAGAAUAUAGGCUAUGGAUGUAACUUGUAUGUCCUAGGUUUGAAGUUCCAUCAGGAUGGACUAUUGCUAGGGAUUGUUAUCAACUCUAUAUAGAAGAAAAGAUUAGCUUGAAGAAAUUUUUGCAGUCUUCUUCACAUAGGGUUUCCUUUACUGUAGAAACUUGGACCUCAUUGCAACAAGAGGACUGUAUGUCUCUCACAGCACACUUUAUAGACAAUGAUUGGAAAUUAAACAAAAAAAUGUUGAACUUUUUUCGGGUUUCUAGUUGCAGAGGUGAUGCUAAUGGGAAGGCAAUUUUGAUGUGUUUGCGAGAUUGGGGAAUUGAUAAGGUUUUCACUAUCACAGUUGACAAUGCUAGUACAAAUGAUGAUGCAAUAUCUUUCUUGAAGAAUAGAUUCAACCUAUUUGGAAUGGGUAUUCUACGAGGCAAAUAUCUUCAUUUGAAAUGCAUUUCAGACAUUAUCAAUUUAAUUGUUAGUGAUGUGUUAAACGAAUUUAAUGAUUUAGUUGCUCGUGUUAGGGGGGCAGUAAUAUAUGUCAGACAAUCAUCAUCUAGCUUGCAAAAAUUUAAAGAGUGUGUUGAGAUACAAGAGAUUCAAUCCAAGAAUUUCUUGUGCUUAGAUGUUAGCACCAAGUGGAAUUCCACUUACUUGAUGUUGGAUGUAGCUCAAAAAUUUGAAAGGGCUUUUGAGAGGUUUGAAGAUGAGGAUCCUUUUUAUAAAGAUGAGCUUUUGUUGGGAGAUGGGGUGCCUGAUAGUAAUGAUUGGGUAAAUGUUAGGAGGUUAGUCCUUUUCUUGCAACCUUUCUAUGAACUCCCUUUUAAAGUUGCGGGUUCAUUUUGUGUCACUUCUAACAUUUUCUUGGGGGAAAUUUGUGAAGUUUAUCGUCUUUUGCGAAAUUGGCAGUCAAGUAGUGAUGCUGAAUUCAGUACAAUGGCCAAAAGAAUGAAGGAAAAGUAUGAUAAGUAUUGGGGGAAUGUGGGAAAAAUGAAUGUGUUGCUUUAUGUUGCUGUUGUUCUUGACCCUCGGAAUAAACUUGACUUUGUGGAAUUUUGUUUUACAGUGAUGUAUGCAGAAGAGGAAGCUGAAGUGAUGACCAAAGAAGUCAAGGAAGCAGUCUUUGAGUUAUUAUAUGAUUACAAGAGAAUGAUGGAACUCUCGCAAUCUAAGCAAGUGAGUGAUAGAAGCCAAAUGAGCCAAAAAACACAAGCCUUUGGUGACACUAACCUACUUCAGAAAAAGAAAAGGGGUUUGAGCUCAGAUUUCAAAAAGUAUAGGGAAAGUCGAUGCACGGAACAAAAAACGGACCUGGAUAAGUAUUUGAGUCAAGAGCUUGUUGAUGAUGAAGAUGAUGAUGAUGAUGAAUUCAAUAUUCUGGAUUGGUGGAAAUCAAAUAGUCGUAAAUUUCCCGUCCUUUCGCAUUUGGCUCAUGAUGUCUUGGCAAUUCCUAUAUCCACAGCUACUUCGAAAUCUGCUUUUAACACUGGUCGAUGUGAGCUUGAUGCAUACAGGGGUUCUUUAACUUCUAAGGUGGUGCAAUCCCUUGUUUGUGCUCGCGAUUGGCUACGAAGACCAUCACAUCUAAAUCCAACUUACUUCGAGGAAGAAAUGGAGGAGAUUGACAAACUGGACUUAGAAUUUUCAAAAAUUGAAUUGGAAUCGGCAUUGGAUUAGGGGAAAUGUGUUUUCAUCAUUUUCAAGCUUAGCGAUGAAGAUGUUUCACUAAGAUGUUCGGGUUUACUUUCUUCGGAAGUUGUUUCCUUGUCGGAACUUUUUAGUAUUCUUAGUUGUCGGAAAUCGGAACAAUUUUAAUAUUUCUUUGCUUAUCUUUGUUGGAACAUUUUAAUGUGUUUUCAUUUAUGUUUGUAAGAAUA